AUGUAUACCAACCAGAAUACUAGUGCAUUCCCAAAUGUUAACAACACUUGGAAUGUUGAAAAGAUGGAAACAAAUGAACAUGACCAUAUUAUUCACCAAAUCCCUAAUAUUGGUUCUGGAAUUUGGCCCAACAGCUACCACCACCUCCUUCAAAUGCAUCAAAUACCAUCCUCAUCCACCACAUCAUCAACCACCAUGGCACCUUCCUCAUCAGGUUUUCUCAGUGACAUACUAGGUGUUCACAUAGAAGAAGAUGAGGAACCAGAAGAAGAGUUAGGAGCCAUGAAGGAGAUGAUGUACAAGAUCGCUGCUAUGCAACCAGUGGAUAUUGACCCUGCCACCAUCAGAAAGCCAAAGAGGCGAAACGUUCGCAUCAGUGACGACCCACAAAGUGUUGCAGCACGCCAUAGAAGAGAGAGGAUCAGUGAGAAAAUACGCAUCCUUCAAAGACUUGUCCCUGGUGGAACCAAAAUGGACACAGCUUCCAUGCUAGAUGAAGCCAUUCGCUAUGUCAAGUUCUUGAAGAGGCAAAUCAGGUUGCUUCAAUCCACUCCUCAAACUCAACACCAACACCAACACCUUCCACAACCACCACAAUGCAUUGCUGCUGCUGCUACUACUACUCCUAGCACAUUACUUUUAGCCCCGGGUUGUGAUUGGCCUUUUGCACCAAAUAUAUUACUAAGUUCUGCAACAACCGCCGCCGCUGCCACCACCGCCUCCUCCUCCAUGGACAUGCCGGCCGAAUUGGGAUUCGACGCCGGAGUCCAUGGCCAUGCUUGUGAUGGCUCCUCCAGCUUUAAUCGUCAUGAGGUAAUAAGUGAAUAA
Molecule: messenger RNA, 828 nt
Organism: Gastrolobium bilobum
Lineage: Eukaryota; Viridiplantae; Streptophyta; Magnoliopsida; Fabales; Fabaceae
Product: transcription factor HEC3-like
Exons: 1
Coding region: 1-828 (275 amino acids)
Biological process (GO): regulation of DNA-templated transcription
Molecular function (GO): DNA-binding transcription factor activity; protein dimerization activity
Source: RefSeq, a predicted model, not a curated record